AUGUUGACUCGUCAAUACACAGACAGCAAAAUUUUCGGAAUCAUUACAAUCGAUUCGUUACACCGAUGGCACGUUUUAUGCACAUCGAAGUGUUUCAACCGAGCCACGUGCUCUGUUGGUGCCGCGACGGUGUCGCCAGCUUCGGCGGGUCUAAUUAACCGAUCAGUGUUCUACCCGGCAGUGUUCCCGCACGCGGGCCCCAGCGGCGCCUACAGCCCGGAGGCGACCAUGGGCUACAUGAUGGACGGCCAGCAGAUGAUGCACAGGCCGCCCACGGACCCCGCCUUCCACCAGGGCUACGCGCACUACCCCGCCGAGUACUACGGCCACCAUCUU
Messenger RNA from Iphiclides podalirius (scarce swallowtail), 336 nucleotides. NCBI's taxonomy places the organism in Eukaryota, Metazoa, Arthropoda, Insecta, Lepidoptera, Papilionidae. The record is from the annotation of a GenBank genome assembly.